CCUUAUAUAUGUAAGGAGUGUGGGAAGGCCUUUGUUAAUUCCUCAAGACUUACCUACCAUAUGAGAAUUCACACUGGAGAGAGACCAUUUGUUUGUAAUGAAUGUGGGAAGGCCUUUGUUGUAUCCUCAGGCCUUACUCGACAUAUGAGAAUUCACAAUGGAGAGAAGCCUUAUGGAUGUAAGGAAUGUGGGAAGGCCUUUGUUGUAUCCUCAGGCCUUACUCGACAUAUGAGAAUUCACAAUGGAGAGAAGCCUUAUGGAUGCAAGAUAUGUGGAAAGGCCUUUGUUAAUUCCUCAAGACUUACCUACCAUAUGAGAAUUCACACUGGAGAGAGACCAUAUGUUUGUAAGGAAUGUGGGAAGGCCUUUGUUGUAUCCUCAGGCCUUACUCGAUAUAUGAGAAUUCACAAUGGAGAGAAGCCUUAUGGAUGUAAGGUAUGUGGAAAGACCUUUGUGGAAUCCGCAAACCUCAUUCGGCAUAUGCGAAAGCACACUGGAGAGAAGUCUUAUGGGUGUAAGGUAUGUGGAAAGGCCUUUGUUGAAUCCUCAAGCUUUACUCGUCAUAUGGGAAAUCACACUGGAGAGAGACCAUAUGUUUGUAAGGAAUGUGGGAAGGUGUUCAGGUACUGGUUAGCGUUGUAUCAGUAUUAA
This is a messenger RNA of Sorex fumeus (smoky shrew), 651 nucleotides long. Its product is annotated as zinc finger protein 345-like. The record is from RefSeq and is a predicted model, not a curated record. Lineage: Eukaryota; Metazoa; Chordata; Mammalia; Eulipotyphla; Soricidae. Gene Ontology annotation, cellular component: PcG protein complex; transcription regulator complex. The annotation marks the transcript as partial. The transcript has 4 exons. Gene Ontology annotation, biological process: regulation of transcription by RNA polymerase II. Gene Ontology annotation, molecular function: DNA-binding transcription factor activity, RNA polymerase II-specific; RNA polymerase II cis-regulatory region sequence-specific DNA binding.